GGGGGGGGGUACGGUGGCCGCCGGGCAGCGACGGUAGGGCGGCUGGUCGCGGGUCCGCCAUGGGCAACCUGUUCGCCCGUAAGAAGCAGAGCCGGGUCACGGAGCAAGACAAGGCCAUCCUGCAACUGAAGCAGCAGCGGGACAAGCUGAGGCAAUACCAGAAGAGGGUCACACAGCAGCUGGAGCGUGAGCGGGCGCUGGCGAGGCAGCUGCUGCGGGACGGCAGGAAGGAACGAGCCAAGCUGCUGCUCAAGAAGAAGCGGUACCGGGAGCAGCUCCUGGACCGGACAGAGAAUCAGAUCAGCAGCCUAGAGGCCAUGGUUCAGAGCAUUGAGUUCACCCAGAUUGAGAUGAAGGUGAUGGAGGGACUGCAGGUCGGGAACGAGUGUCUAAACAAGAUGCAUCAGGUGAUGUCCAUCGAGGAGGUGGAGAGGAUCCUGGAUGAGACACAGGAGGCUGUGGAGUACCAGAGGCAAAUAGAUGAGCUGUUGGCUGGAAGCUUCACGCAGGAAGAUGAAGAUGCCAUCCUAGAGGAGCUGAACGCAAUCACUCAGGAACAAAUAGAGCUCCCAGAGGUUCCUUCAGAGCCCCUUCCUGAGACACAUCCAGAAAAAGCCCCUGUCACGGUCAGGCCCAGGCAGGCAGACCUGGUAGCAGCCUCCUAACUCGGCCACCGGCAGGACUUGAGGGACUCCCCAGAGAUGGGCCCACAGAGAGUCUGGGUGUGGCGGCCAGCAGCGUGGACUGUGCUGUGGGCGGAGCUGCAGUGCACACAAGGCUGUGCAUCGAGACCACUCAGGAACAGUUCCUUCACGAGCUGGCGUGGGUGCCCUGCUCUCCUUUCUGGAUUAAAUGGCAACGUGCAAAUAUCAGCCCAGCCCAGCUCUUAGAGGCCAUGGUUUCCACAGUGGCUGUGGCCUGGACCUGCUGCUCUUGGUGCUGUUCACUGCUGCCCCAGCCUCCAGUGGCCUGUGCUCUCCCAAGAGGAAGGUGCCACCUGGCCUUGGGGUCCCUGUGCUGCUUUUUCACUUAUUUGUUGCUCCCAUUAUCUAGUGAUGGCCUUCAGUUAAACUGUCCCUGCCUUGCCUGGCAUCAGUUCCCCGGUAAGUUAGGGCCGGAACUCCUGGGAACUAGCACUUGCUGACCCUCCCAGCACCUCUGCCUAGACACCCAGACUCAGGCUUCUGCUGUUUAAGAAGGUGUUUUGGAGAUGGGCCAGAGCCAUCCCUACUGGAUCGACGACCACAGGAGUCCCAACUGUACCCUGUCACUGUGGGCCUGUGCACUGUGGCUCGGCCCUGCUGAGAAAGGACAUCUGAAGGAGGCGGCAAGAUCCAGCUCUAGCAAGGGCAGCCUCACGGUGUGCCACUGGGAGUGCCACACCUCAUGUCCACUAGCUGCAGAGCUGACAACAGCCGGGGCAGAAGGCACAGAGCCCAGAAGCAACUCUUCAUGCAUGACACUUGCUUAUCAUUGGACAAUCUCACUGGGGUCUUGCUGGCCUGUGAGCAGCAUGAGAGCAGUGGCCCGAGAGAGCCCCAGGCACCUCCAGGCCGCCAGGAACAGAGGGGAGGCUCUUCCUUACCCCAAACAGGUCAACCUGUAUAUUAAAGUUGGCCCCUGCACGGCUUGUGGCCUUGUGGACUUGGAAUGUCUGUGUCCUGAGGUGGCCCUGGCUAUGCAGGCAGGUUGGAGUGUGACCCUCAUCAACAGCCCUCGGCUCAAGCAAGGACCAGAUGUCCAGCAGAAGUACAGGCUCUGGGCUCUUCCUGUGGAAGAAAGGCAGGCCAGCUCUUUGUGGCUGAUCCUGAUGCUCACCUCUGGGCAGUGCCUCCCUGUGGCAGGGUGGUGCUCUAGCCACCCUCUGAAUGCACCUGGCUGCCUGUCAUUGGUCGUUGGUUUCCAGUGAUCCCCACAGUCACAGGGUGUGGCCUGAGGUGUCUCAUAAGGAAGGAAGGUAGCUGCUUUGGGGUCAUGCCUGGUGGGAAGCCAGGAGCCCAGGAAGCAGCCCCACACCUGUCCCGCAGCACCAUGGGGUACUGGCCCUAUCUUCCUGGGGCUUCUGGUUUCUGGGGAAAAGCUGGAACCUGGAUUUAAAAAGGUGUUGUUUUGGAGAUGGGC
Molecule: messenger RNA, 2121 nt
Organism: Octodon degus (degu)
Lineage: Eukaryota; Metazoa; Chordata; Mammalia; Rodentia; Octodontidae
Gene: Chmp6
Product: charged multivesicular body protein 6
Exons: 8
Coding region: 60-665 (201 amino acids)
Biological process (GO): vesicle budding from membrane; late endosome to vacuole transport via multivesicular body sorting pathway
Cellular component (GO): ESCRT III complex; multivesicular body
Source: RefSeq, a predicted model, not a curated record